AUGUUUGAGCGUUUCCAUCACCAGCUAAAGACCGCCCUGCGUGCCGUAGAAGACCCAGGUAACUGGUCGGAAAACCUUCCUCUUGCACUCCUCGGCAUUAGCGCAGUCCUGAAGUCGGAUUUGGACUGUAGCGCAGCUGAACUGGUCUUCGGCACUAUCCUCAGAUUGCCAGGCGAGAUGAUCAUUCCAACCUCUCGUGGUGCCGACCAGACACCUGAAAACCUUGUGCACCGUUUGCAUCAAUUUAUGCGCUCGCUUUUCCCGGUUCCACCUCGAACUCCAAUGACUGAGUCUUAUGUCGAAAAAGACUUUGAAAACUGUACUCAUGUGUUCGUCCGGUGUGACCGUGUACGCCAGCCGCUGGAGUCACCCUACGAAGGACCGUUCCGCGUGCUCGCGCGCAACGCCAAGACCUGCCGGAUUCUUUGCGGUGAUUAG
This is a messenger RNA of Spirometra erinaceieuropaei, 438 nucleotides long. The record is from the annotation of a GenBank genome assembly. Lineage: Eukaryota; Metazoa; Platyhelminthes; Cestoda; Diphyllobothriidea; Diphyllobothriidae.